GGCCAGUAUUAUCCCCCGUAACAGGUAAAUGCGGCACCUUUCAUGUUAGGCUGCAACAGAUAUAACAAAGUCAGAUAAAUACUUUUCAGAUUGGUACGCCUACAGUUGUACAUCACACUUUUAAAUUGAAAUAAGAUAGUUUUCAAACACAUCCAACAUAUUUUACAAUGGGAGAUCACUUUACAUGGUAAUAUACACCGCGGAAUACCAUAUACUUUUUCAACCAAUCAGCUAUCUCGUUAGUUGUUUUCUUCCUACAUGGAAACAGAAAUCAUUUCAUAAUACUUGACAGUAACUUUCACGACCGCGGAGAUUAAAUGUUGAUUAAUGUCACCGCGAAAAGUCAUGAUUUUCAUUAACAUCUGUUAACUAGUAUAAAGUUAGAGAGCUGGUUAUAAUGGCCAUUUACAGUGCUAUCAGACGCAAAACGAGAAAGAUCAUGAACGGUGUUAACAGCGCAAACUGUUGCAAAAGUCAAUGGAUAUGUAGAAAAAUAUUAAGUGUUCUUGGACUAAUAUCCGCAUUCUCUCUUUUUGGAUAUGUUUACAUGUACAAUUGGCCUGGACUUCAAGUGGCUGAGCUAACUCCAGGAAUAAGACGAUACAUACAUGAAAUCACGGAACGACAGGAGUCGUUACAAACUACACCAUCAACCAAAAAUGUUCGAAUCCUAUGCCUUAUACUAACCAUAGGUGCAACACUGAAGUCACGAGCGUCUGUUGUAAAUGCCACGUGGGCCAGGCGAUGCGACAGACACUUUUACGUUCUAAAUACUAAAAGAAGAUCUCCCGAUAUCAUCAACACUCCGUUUGAGGAAACACGGUACAAUAUUGUGCAUAAAGUUAAAUUCGCUUUGAAUUUUAUUUAUGAAAACGAAAUUGAGGCAUUUGAUUGGCUAUUGAAAGCUGAUGACGACACCUACGUCAUCAUGGAAAAUUUAAGGUUUUUGUUAAAAAGACGUGAUAGCAAAAAACCUGCAUAUCUUGGUUUUCAUUUCAAUAAAUUCGUAUUAAGUGGAUUUAUGAGUGGUGGUGCCGGUUACGUUAUCAGUAACAGUGCACUUCGCCAAUUAGUGGAAUUCGGAUUUAAUCAGGAAAAAUGUCCGGUCGUUCCGAAUGAAGAGGAUCCAGAAAAUGGUGAAGACGUAGAAAUAGGGCGAUGCUUGAAUAUAUCAGGGGUGCCUGCUUUAAGCUCUCUAGAUGAGGCUGGAAGGGAAAGAUUUCAUCCAUACCCAGUACAGAGGCACUUGCUAGGUUCCAUUCCCGAAUUUGUGUUCGAAUGGGCAAAGAAUCCGCACAAAGUAGGCGUAGAAUGCUGCAGUAAAUACUCGAUCAGUUUUCACUACAUGGAUCCAAGUACAAUAUUGUUGGUAGAUCACCUGCUCUACAGAACGUCUGUCCUUGGACUUAGCUUGCACGAUGAUAGUACGAGGCAAUAGUUAAUGCAGCACUAUUGGGAGAUCGAGAUCCUUCUUACAGUAACCACCGUGGCUUGCUGGCUAGAUUUAGCUCAUAUUGAUCGGAAAGCGGUCACUUUUAACGGGGCAGACAAGUGCGCUGAAUUCGUAUUACUUGCCCAAUGCCGCUGUUGGUUCGAAACCCCUUAAGGGAUGUAGAAUUAUUCCCUGCAAGGAAUCCUUUAGGGUUGUGUUGAUAUGGCAGGUCUGUGGUCCUACACGGGUGCUGUCCUGUACCUGAAUAACAUUGGGCCAUCCUCAGUCAAAAUCUAGAAAGCUGAACAGUCGUCAUAUUAUCUAAAUUUUAUGGCGAGACUGAAAACCCAUUGAGCACCGAACAAAACAUAUUGCACCGAAGCUUCUUUGAUAAUAUUACGUGAUAAGGAAGAAUUAAUUAAGUUUAGAACAAUGGCGCACGCCGCUAUCAGCGACUACAAGAAGAACAAUCUUGUACCUAUCCAAUAAGAUAAGGGUAGGAUAAAAAUUCUGAAUUGAUCACUAACUUGUAGCCAACAUGAAAGAAUUGAUAAAAUGUGAAAAUAAUAAAUACGCCCUUUUCACUAAUAACUGAUUGGGCAGACAAAUUUCAUAUUCUUUGUAACAGAUGUAGAACCUGUAUACUUUUCUCAUAGUUUACAUAUAAGUCACCGUGAGGCUCAGCCAGAAAGUCUUGUUAGUAGCAUCGAAAUAAAGAAUGUAUUCAUUUCAAUCAAGAAAUUUUACCACUUAAAAAUCUUUCCUGCAAGUUUCUAUGUUUUUGCUUUAUAGCUAAUUUACAAGGUACUUGCUCUCAGUGACGAUAACUUUGUUUAUAAAAUGUAUGUCUACAUUCGACAGGGCAAUCAUAAAUCGAAAAAUAUAUUAAACUGGUAUCGCAUAUUUGUAAAAAUCUACGUAGAGUGUACUCAUCGUUAUCAUUCCAUUGUUUUAAAAGAGUUUCACAUGCUUUACUCAUUUCUCUGUCUCUUCAAGGGUACAUUGCUGCAAACAUGGUUACACAAAGGCCAGGUGUAAUUUUAAUAAGUUUAACAAAUCGUAAAUUUAGAAAUCCACAGCAAUUAACAUCCUUAAUAAAUUUCAGCACUGUUAAUAUAAAUUUUCCUCCAUUAAAUCCACGUAAGAUUAAAUGUCAAAACCUGAUGUACUAUUUAAGAAGAAUGUUUUAUCUGUGUAAAUAAUGUUCAUAUAUAUUAUUUUAUGCCUUUUGUAUAUUACAAAAUAUAGUUGCUAA
Mercenaria mercenaria is the source of this 2687-nucleotide messenger RNA. Its product is annotated as glycoprotein-N-acetylgalactosamine 3-beta-galactosyltransferase 1-like. Gene Ontology annotation, cellular component: membrane. Gene Ontology annotation, molecular function: N-acetylgalactosaminide beta-1,3-galactosyltransferase activity. The coding region runs from base 398 to 1438 and encodes 346 amino acids. The transcript is spliced from 4 exons. Lineage: Eukaryota; Metazoa; Mollusca; Bivalvia; Venerida; Veneridae. The record is from RefSeq and is a predicted model, not a curated record.